UGUAGGCUGGGGCGGGGCGAGGUUGGCAGGGGAUACAUUGUAACCCAGCCUGUGAGGAAAAUGGACACAGUGUAUCCGCCAGUGGUGGAGACUCCCAGAGGAGGCGAGUGACGGACCCGAGCUGGAAAUUGCUCUGGCUCAGUGUGCCCACCUGGGCAAUGACCGCUGCCAGUCCCCGGGCUACUCACUCAGGCCGACUGCUGAGUUUUGAUGUGUGCUGCGGCCUGGAGAACCUGCCAGUGCCAGUCCUGAAUGAAGUGGACGACGACUGUUUGCCCCCUUUGCAGUACACACCAGAAAAUGUGGCUGGACCAGGAGCAGAUCUUGAUCCCACUGAAAUAACCCUCCCAGGUUGUGAGUGCCUAGCGUCUUCCUGUGAACAGGACACAUGCACUUGUCUACAAUGCUACAUUGGAGCUUAUGAUGAAAACCUGUGCCAUGUCGACUUUCAGGGGGAGAUGGGCUACUCGAGGCCUGUGUUCGAGUGUAACGUUAUGUGUAAAUGCAGUGAGGCUUGUAAGAACAGGGUGGUCCAGAGGGGUCUCACCUUUAAACUGCAGGUGUACAAAUCCUCAAAGAAAGGAUGGGGCCUUCGCACUUUGGAACCGAUUAAGAGAGGGAAGUUUGUGUGUGAGUAUGGGGGUGAAGUCAUCAGUUUUCCAGAAGCCAACAGGCGAACUCAAUCACAAAGUUCUGGUGACAUGAACUAUAUCAUAGCUGUGAGAGAACACCUGACCAGUGGAGAAACACUAGAAACAUACAUCGACCCUACCCACAUUGGCAAUGUUGGCCGAUUCCUCAAUCAUUCUUGUGAUCCUAAUCUGUACAUGAUCCCUGUUCGUGUCAACUCCCUGGUCCCAAGGUUGGCUCUUUUUGCAGCUUGUAGUAUUGCAUCUGGUGAGGAGCUGACGUAUGAUUACUCUGGAAAGUUCAACAAUCUUGAGAAGAGAGUUACAACUGAAGAAGGGCCCAACGGAGAGAGUAGUGCCCUGAAAUUGUGCUUCUGUGGUGCACAGUCAUGCACUGGUUUUUUGCCAUUUGAUGGUUCACUUUAUAACCUGAAAGACAAGUAGAAUAAGAUCUAGUAUUGGCUGCAGCCUAUCAGACGUUGUUUUAAGAUUUUUUUUUUGUUGCAAUCUAUACAUGCUGAUGCUGCAAGUGUUGAGUCUGUUUGCAAUUUGCACUCUCCUGAGAUAUGCAAAUCGGUUCAUAACUGGUUUAUAACACAUACAUGGGCACUUUUUUUUAGUUUACUCUAAAACGUCCCAGCUAUACAUCUCAAAAUACAGUACUCCACUCUCCUUAAACUUUUAGAAUAUAGAUUCUUUCAUCGGCGAGAUUCAUUCAUGAAUGAGUAUUUAAAUAUGAGACAGAGCCAACUGAUACAUUUGAAAUGACCCCUGUCACCCAUUAGCCUAUUAUAGCAAUGCUUUUCAAGGUGACUCACCCCACUGUGAGUUUUUUUUUGGUGCAUUGGUUAUUGUUAUGGAGCAAGAAUGAAAGGGAUGUGGGUCAGGGGUGGAGGCGGUAAAGCUGAUGUUGAAUCUUCUGCAGAUUAAUUGUUGACCAGUGCACUUAACACUGACUAAUUGAGAAUCCAGAGGUGGUUAACUGUGUUUCAUUUGGUAAAUAAAAAUAUAUAUUGGA
Molecule: messenger RNA, 1647 nt
Organism: Rhincodon typus (whale shark)
Lineage: Eukaryota; Metazoa; Chordata; Chondrichthyes; Orectolobiformes; Rhincodontidae
Gene: setmar
Product: SET domain and mariner transposase fusion gene
Exons: 2
Coding region: 159-1073 (304 amino acids)
Cellular component (GO): nucleus
Molecular function (GO): protein binding; histone methyltransferase activity; zinc ion binding
Source: RefSeq, a predicted model, not a curated record